Molecule: messenger RNA, 2817 nt
Organism: Ilyonectria robusta
Lineage: Eukaryota; Fungi; Ascomycota; Sordariomycetes; Hypocreales; Nectriaceae
Product: fungal-specific transcription factor domain-containing protein
Exons: 4
Coding region: 248-2329 (693 amino acids)
Biological process (GO): regulation of DNA-templated transcription; DNA-templated transcription
Molecular function (GO): DNA-binding transcription factor activity, RNA polymerase II-specific; DNA binding; zinc ion binding
Source: RefSeq, a predicted model, not a curated record
CGCGGGCCAAUCGGGAGUUCGGGCUCUUAUGCUCCCCGUCAAACGGGCAGAAAAGAUCCAGGGAGCCGCACUUCCCCCAAUAUCCUCCCCUCUACAUCUCCUACCGGAUCUGUCCUUUCCCACCGCUACUACGCAUUAACAUCGCAGUCGAAACGCAGUAAAGACGUUCCAUUCCUCGUCGGCCCCUUGUCCUACUACUUGAAAGCCCUGAUUCACACUCCUUGGUGCGAGGAGGGGUGCCGCCAAGAUGCAGAGCCUCCCUUCCGCCACGGCGUCUCCACUCAAUGGCGACGGCCGUGUGAACUCCAGAUCUCCAAGGAUCCUGUCGUGUGUUCUCUGUCAGCAGCGGAAGAUCAAAUGCGAUAAAGGCGCGCCCUGCUCGAACUGUGACAAGGUCGGCGCCAUAUGUACUCCCUCCACUCCAGCCCCUACACGUAAAAGCAGGCGGACGAAUCGAGAUUUACGGGAGAGGCUAGCCAGGUGUGAGGCCUUACUGAAGCAACAUGAGCUAUCAGCCAGUACAAUUGAGCCGGCUGCUGCUUCCACCUCUCGUUCUACCGACUACGCCGCCUCCAUGUCGGAUGCAUCUCAGAGCCCAUCACAACAAUUAACCCCAUUUGCGGAUGAUGAAAGAGAAAGAGAACUUAACCCCAUCUGGAUGCCCCAGGGUAAGGUCAUCGUUGAGAAUGGGAGCGUCAAGUAUGUCGACAACUUCCCUUGGGCAACAAUCCAGAACCAGCUUCAAACUAUUCAUCAGCUUCUAGAUGACGAAGAACGAAGCGCGACAGAUUCUGACAUGACUCCUCCUCGAGAAGAGAUCCAGGUCUCAUUCGGCGAUGCCACUACCAACACCACUGAGGAUGUCACUCCAACACCUGUGCAGAUCUUCAAGCUCUGGCAAAUCUUUCUCGAGAGAGUCAAUCCGCUCACCAAACUCAUACAUGCUCCAAGUCUACAGCCUCUCGUGGUGGAAGCCUCGACUGACCACACCAGCAUCCCCCAGAACGCCCAGGCAUUACUAUUCUCCAUAUAUUCCGUGGCCACCAUCUCCUUGACGGAAACAGAAUCUGCUCAAGUGUUGAAAAUGCCCAAAGAAAAAGCCCUUCUGAGGUUUGCUUCGGGGGCAAAGGCUGCCUUUAUGCGAGCGAAAUUCAUGGAAAAAUAUGACUUGAUGACCUUGCAAGCAGUGGUCCUAUAUCUGUUGUCCCUUCACGGUUAUACCAGCCGUCAUGAAACGUGGAUUCUGAGCGGUAUCUUAAUAAGAAUGGCCCAGAAAUUAGGACUACACAAGGACGGCGAAGCCUUGAACCUCCCGCCGUUUGAAGCAGAGAUGCGUAGGCGGGUUUGGUGGCAAAUACUCAUGUCUGACACGAAAUACGCCAUAGCAUCGGGCUUCCAUGAACCCUUGCUGACCUGGAAUUGGGACACAAAGUUUCCACACAAUGUCAACGACGCCGAUCUCUUCCCAAAUUUCAUGGAGCCGAUCCGCCCCCGCGACGGUCCGACCGAAAUGGGAUUUUAUCUGAUGUUCUGCGAACUGUGUCAGUUCAUGAUCGAGAAUCGCAUCACCGACUUCCAGACACUGACCCUCGGCCAUGCCAAUGGGACAAAACAAACACCAAUGGCGUCAAUCACGUACCAGACUCUGGUUCAAAUCCUCGACGCAAAACUUACGGCUCUUGAACAAAAGUACAUCGACACGUCAGUUGGCCCUUUACAUCUGCUAGCGAGCAGGGUUCGAAUCUUCAUCACAGCCGAGCUACUAUCCAUCCUAACACCAGUACACGAAAUACCCGAAUGGGGGACCGAGAUCUUCAACGCUGAGGACAACGUGUUUAGAAUAUGUCUCAUACACUUUGAGAAUCACUCCAACAUAUGCGAUGAGAUGAAAGAUACCAACUUCAUAUGGUUCUUGAAGCUCCAUUUCGAGAUUGAUGCUAUUCUAUUCAUUGCUGGUCAGCUUCAAAAUCGAACCCUCGGUGGAUUGGUCGAUCGCGCGUGGAUUUUGAUGGACCGUAUAUACCACAUUCAACCAGAACUGUGGAAUAUGUCAAAAAAGGACAACGUCAAGGUCGGACUCUCCAUUCUCAAGGCAUGGCGAGAGCGUGAACGAGCCCUGUUUCAGCUGGGUCUGCCGUACGACAUCUCUCCGGUUAUUUCUAAACUGCAAAAGAUCGUACCUCAGUCCAGCCCACCUCCUGCACUACUACCGCCGCCAACGAUCGAACCCCAGGGGCCGCUGAGUACGGAUUGGAUAGUUGACCAACUCUCCAAUUAUAUGAUUGACACAUCGACUCUGAUGUCGCAGGGACCUCAUGAGCAUUUCUGAGGUGGCUGGAAAUGAAAGCAGGAAUCUUGUGUGAUUCUGGGCUUAGACUACCCACUGCGGACUUGAUCAUCGGAAGGUGCUUGGGGAAUGAGUUGCUAGGUGGCGGAAAAUUUCGCCUCUAUCUCCUAAUGACAGAAUAUCCCGAUAAAGCGGUGAGGGGAUAGUUGCAAGACGCAAUAACCGUCUAGCGCGACGACCUCAGUCGAAUGAUGGGGUGCCGAUUGGCGACGGUUUGCAUGUUGGACAUGCGGAUAUACCCACAGGGCGGGCAUCUAUGUUGAAAAAAAUAGGUUGGUCACUUCAAGGACGGACCGACGGAGUAGAGCUCGGCGUGUUGAGUUGCAUUGACGCCGGAGAGGAAGCGGCUUUGUAUUGGGAUUGGGUUGAGGCGCCAUCGAGGUGAAACUGGGGCAGUCGUAUUCAAGGAUGUUAUUUGCGUGCCGUAUAGAAUUAAAAAAUACACUCAAUCUCAUUGCAUUUUAAUCUCG